UCAACGUAACAAAAGUUGUAUAAGUUCACUAAACACAGCUGUAUCAUACGUUUGCUAAAAAAAUAAAACGAAAAAAAAACAAAGUGCCAAUGAAACAGGUUUAAAGGUGUUCGGGAAAGAAAUAAAAUGAAAAAUAUCUUACUAAAUUAGGUGAUUAACAUAAUGUAAAGGAGAUAACGUUGUUAAACAUUUAAAAUAUAUUUCUGCAUGCUGAUUAUGCUGUAUUCGAAGGCCAGUAUAAAACAAAGCAAUAUAUUUGACAACCAGAAUACGGCGUUUAGAUAGUAUUAGUAUAGCACCAAAUUUGUUAUGAGCUAAUUCGUGGAUUAGUAGCUGUCAAGUAACCUGAUCGUGACCGUAUAAAAAUCUCACCAGCAAUAAUAUUUUUAUACGAGUAAUACUUAUGUACAGUAAUUUGUAGUGACGAACGUGUAUAUAUACCUAAUAAUUAAGUCGGAAUGAGUGCAUCAAUAAUUGCUAACUUAUGUGUCUACAUCCUUACAUGGAAUGUAGGAACACAUCGUCCACAUGAUAUAUCUAUGACGGAUGCUUUGUCGCUAAACGGUACAACAGCUUGCCCGGAAGAAAAAUUACCUGAUAUUUAUGUUGUGGCAUUACAAGAAGUCAGCACCCAUGCUAAAAAUCAAUUUCUGAACAUUUUCAAUGAUGACCCAUGGACGUUUAAGAUAAGUGAACAUCUUACUCCCCACGAUUAUAUUAAAAUUGGAACAGAGCAGAUGCAAGGAAUAUUAAUUAUGAUGUUCGCGCAACCCAAGCACGAACCACACAUGAAAGACAUAGAGGUGCAAAGUACCCGUACAGGUUUAGGCGGUUUAUGGGGUAAUAAAGGCGCCGUAAGUAUACGCAUGAGUCUCUAUGGUACCGGUGUGACUUUUGUUGGUGCACAUUUAGCGGCACAUGACGACAAACUGAGUGAACGCAUUGAAGACUACAAUCAAAUAGUGAAUAAUCAUCAUUAUAAAACACCAAAAUAUCGUAGUAUUUUCGAUCAUGAUUACGUGUUUUGGUUCGGUGAUCUAAAUUUCCGUUUAACUGGCAGCGAUUCAGCAUGGGAUGUGCGCUCUUUGGUUGAACAGGGUAAAUUUGAGGAGCUAUUAGAACGCGACCAAUUAUCAUUGGCACGCAGUACGGGCAAUGCAUUUGCUCUACUCUCUGAAGAACUACCUACUUUUGCACCUACUUUCAAGUUCAUUGAAGGAACAUCUGAAUACGAUUUGAAGCGACGUCCAGCAUGGUGUGAUCGUAUCUUACAUCGUGUACAAGAGAAUCGUUAUCCUGAUAUAACUUUAAAUAUAACACAAUUAUCAUAUAAAUCUCAUCCCAAUUAUACACUCUCCGAUCACAAACCCGUAUCAGCUGAAUUUAUUUACAAAAUAGAGGCGCAGACCAAAACGGAUGAGGAGUUGUACGAAUUAACCCACGGUGGCAGCAGUACCGAAACCCCUUUAGCUAGUGUAACUAUCUUAUUUGUUACAACUUUGUUGACAUUGUACUAAAAUCUCGCAACGAAACUUGUUUGUAUUUAUUUUUUUUCUUGUUUGUCUAUCUGCAGUUCGAUAGCGAAAAUGUUCGGCUCGCUCCAAUGUAUUAAAAGCUAAGCAAAAACGUUUACAAAUAAGAAAUUAUAAGCAACAAGUCUGAUAAGAAGGAUCAUUUAAUUGACAGCGUGAUAAGUGCCAAAAUGCCCAGCAUAGCGGACAUACUCUAACGUAAUUUUCUUUAAUAUCAUUUUUUGUCUCAGAAUUGGUUGUGUUACAAAUUAAAAAAGUGGGCAUUUCUUUGCAUAUUGCUUCGUAUUGCAUGUAUGAAUCUCAAUAUGUGAAUUUUGAAAUUAUUUUUUUAAAUUAUGUAUAUAUGUAUGUAUGCAUAUCGAUUUUUUAGUCAUGCAUUUUUCUUCUCUAAGUAUAUUGAGUUUUAUAAUUGCCUAUUUACACUAAUUAAAUGAACAAAAUACUAACAGCUAAAGUUAUAUUACAUAUGUUAAUUCAUAAAAAUUCUUGAAUAUAGUUUUAUUAGAGCAGUAAGCCGUAAGCCCUGGCAGCUAGUGUUUCUUACUCUGUAACAUAAUAAUUGUAUUAUUAUUUUUCAUUUAAUAAAUAAAUAAAUAAAAUAAAAAUUCUUGAAAGCUAAGUUUGUUCUCGAAUAAAACUUUAUUUGUUUUGCAUAAAUAUACUCAUUUGUUUUUAAAUAUUGUCCUCUACAAACAUCUUAUAUUUCUUUUGCAAUAUUACGUAAUUAUAUACAAACAGUUAUAGUUAAAAGCUUUAAA
This is a messenger RNA of Bactrocera tryoni, 2290 nucleotides long. RefSeq names its product phosphatidylinositol 4,5-bisphosphate 5-phosphatase A. Bases 459 to 1517 code for a protein of 352 amino acids. Gene Ontology annotation, molecular function: phosphatidylinositol-4,5-bisphosphate 5-phosphatase activity. The transcript has 2 exons. The record is from RefSeq and is a predicted model, not a curated record. Gene Ontology annotation, cellular component: plasma membrane; cytoplasm; ruffle. Gene Ontology annotation, biological process: phosphatidylinositol dephosphorylation. Lineage: Eukaryota; Metazoa; Arthropoda; Insecta; Diptera; Tephritidae.